CUUCAUCCUCCUCCUCUUCUUCCUCCUCCUCUUCCUCUUCCUCCUGCUCCUGCUCUCCCUCCUCCCGCAGGUGUGCUCCGCUGGUCUGGCAGCCCGUACCCGGAGCUCCCGGCAGUUGGUCCUAGCGUAUCCUCCCGUCCGGGGGAGGAAGGAAGGAGGAUGGCGGCGGCGGUGGUGGUCGGCUGGCUCGGGCUGUGGGUCAGCCUGAGCGUCCCGCACAUUGUCCGAGGUGAUAUUUGUGAUUCCAAUCCGUGUGAAAAUGGUGGCAUCUGCUUGCCAGGAUUGGUCGAUGAGACAUUUUUGUGUGAAUGUCCUGAAGGUUUCACAGAUCCCAACUGUUCAAGUGUUGUGGAGGUUGCAUCAGAUGAAGAAGAACCCACUUCAGCAGGGCCCUGCAUUCCUAACCCAUGCCAUAAUGGGGGCACGUGUGAAAUCAGCGAAGCCUAUCGAGGAGACACCUUUAUAGGAUACGUUUGUAAAUGUCCAGUGGGAUUCAAUGGGCUGCACUGCCAACACAAUAUAAAUGAGUGUGAAGCAGAUCCUUGUAAGAAUGGUGGAAUUUGCACAGAUCUCAUUGCCAACUAUUCCUGUGAGUGUCCAGGGGAAUUUAUGGGAAGGAACUGCCAGUACAAAUGCUCUGGUCCUUUGGGAAUAGAAGGAGGAAUCAUAUCCAACCAGCAAAUCACAGCAUCCUCUACCCACCGAGCUCUUUUUGGGCUGCAGAAAUGGUACCCCUACUAUGCCCGACUGAAUAAGAAGGGGCUUGUCAAUGCCUGGACCGCGGCAGAAAAUGACAGAUGGCCAUGGAUUCAGAUAAACCUGCAAAGGAAGAUGAGAGUCACGGGAGUUAUUACCCAAGGGGCUAAACGGAUUGGCAGUCCAGAAUAUAUAAAAUCAUAUAAAAUUGCAUAUAGUAAUGAUGGCAAAACCUGGGCCAUGUAUAAAGUCAAAGGCACCAGUGAAGACAUGGUGUUUCAUGGAAAUGUGGACAACAACACACCCUAUGCCAAUUCUUUCACACCUCCCAUAAAGUCUCAGUAUGUACGACUGUAUCCUCAAGUUUGCCGAAGGCAUUGCACUUUGAGAAUGGAACUUCUUGGAUGUGAAUUAUCAGGCUGUUCUGAGCCCUUGGGGAUGAAGUCAGGACACAUUCAAGACUAUCAGAUCACCGCCUCCAGCAUCUUCCGGACCCUCAACAUGGAUAUGUUCACCUGGGAACCGAGGAAAGCACGUCUGGACAAGCAGGGGAAAGUGAAUGCCUGGACUUCAGGCCACAGUGACCAGUCUCAGUGGUUGCAGGUAGACCUUCUAGUCCCUACCAAAGUGACUGGCAUAAUUACUCAAGGAGCUAAGGAUUUCGGUCACGUACAGUUUGUAGGUUCCUAUAAAUUAGCUUACAGUAAUGAUGGAGCGCGCUGGACUGUGUACCAGGAUGAAAAGCAAAGAAAAGACAAGGUGUUCCAGGGCAACUUUGAUAAUGACACGCACAGAAAGAACGUCAUCGACCCUCCUAUCUAUGCACGGCACAUAAGGAUCCUUCCCUGGUCAUGGUAUGGCAGGAUCACUUUGCGGUCAGAGCUAUUGGGCUGUACAGAGGAGGACUGAUGAAGCCCUUCGUUUGACAACUCCAGUCACGACAUCCCUAAAAGUAUCUCCGUAGAAUAAACUGUGCAAAACCUGUAAGAAAUUGAAUGGGUUUUUUCAUGAACAAGUGCUCAAUUUAAUGUAGGCCGCUACUGUCUUUUGUAAGAGGUCUAAGUCUGCCCUUUAUAUGGUUCAAUCUGAUUUUGUCCUGUAAACCAUCCCUUUAACUGUAGAAUUACCUUUAUAGUUUUCUUCUGAGUUGUUCACACUGGUUGAAAUAUGUUGAGGAAGAAGAGCAGCAUCCUUUUUACAGGCGAGACAAAAUGGCCCUGGAGAACUUCAGUACAGCUCAAGGAAAACAUAAAGGAGUUGAUAAGCUUAUUUGCCCAAACCGCACUGCUUUCUUACUUGUAAAAAGGAAUACUGCAGCUUUAGCAAUAAGUUCUUUUCUCUGGGAUGAAUGCAUUACCUUAUUGUUUCCCUUGUGCCUAUCAAACAUUGUCAGUAUUUCUACACAUGUUUUGGGAAUUAAUCUGUGGUUCUGAGUACUUGCUGUUAUGAUAAAGUAUCUUUUCAGUUUUGUUCCAUUUUUAAACUCCAGAAUACAUCUUUUUUUUUUUUGCUUUCUGCCCCAUUCACUUUCUAUGCUGCAUGUUCUCACUCCAGUUGUGUAUUCUGGUUGUCUCAUUUUUUUUCCUCUUUUACUCUAAAGAAGUCUCUUCUUUUCAUGAAGACUAGCAUAUGAAAUGGAAAGUGAAAUCUACCUAAGGAAGACAUCUAGUUUUGCUUCUAAAGAAAAUUACCCCUGAGAGAUUGCCAGGCAUUUUAACCAGAAUGACUCUUUUAGAAUUACCUUCCCCAUAAUCUUACUUAACUCAUAGCAGUAGAAAGUCAGAAUGAAUAAUAUUAUAGUCCCACAAAAAUUCUAUGUUUUUACCUUUUUGAAAAUAAUUGAAAUGUGAUUUCCACCCCCCUUUAUUAUGACAUCCAGUAUAUAGUGCUGCCUGUUUUCUUUCACGGCAUUUAUGUUCCGCUAUGCUGCAUUUCUCUGGAAGCUGAAAGUACUGUUGAGAUAUGAAUCUGGGGACGAUCACUGAAAAACGCCCUGUCUUCAGUAGAAAGCAUUCAUUUUGAAAACUAAGUAGUAAACCGCUCGAAAAUAUGCAUAUGAUAUCGUCAUCCAGAAGCUGAAAAUUCAAAUUGAUUUAUUUUGCUUCAAAAAGCCUGAAGAAAUUUGUAAGCAAUUUGGUAACCACCAUUAUUGAUAGUAGAGUUUUCAUGUAACAGUGACUCAAAUAAAUUACAGAAGUUGCCUCCAUAACCUUAGUCAACCUUAAUGAUGUAUUUAUACAAGUAUUUAUUUUAUAAGACUUAGACAUGGAAUUUUCAAAGACUUUAAUUAUGGAUCCUAUGAAGUUAAAAAGUUCAGUAUAUGUAAGAAAUGUUGAGGUCCUGUGGAACACUGCUAAUUUUAUUUUAAAAUUUGUGCUGCAUAACAAAAGCCACUAAACUGUUACUGUCUUGUCUGUACAUGUGUUAACAGCAUUCCUUAAUGAUGUAUAUAGGAAAUGGUCUUCAAUUGUAGUGAACAAUUUUAAAGAGAAAGUCAAUCAUAAUGACAUUUUUAGAGAGCCAAAAUUGUUAUAAGAGUCUGGUGACAAGUUAAUUAAAUGCUGCCCAUAUUUUGCACUUUGGGGUUGAAAUCUAUGGAUUGAUGGUCCUUUUCCAGCAAGCUUUUACAUUUUAGUGGGUAUUUUCCACAGGUUGUCUUGUGUUCAUCAUUUCAGUUUUUUUUCUAUUUUUGCUUUCAUUGCCUAAUCAUUGAAAUUAUGCUAUAGGUCACAGAAGCAGGAAAUUCUUGAAGGAAGAAUCACUAUAUUUUCCCAUUUGAUUCACACCAAAUUUCUUUGGUGGUGACACUUCAUUGCAUCAUUCUAAAGAAUCUGAAGAGUGAUAGCUUAAUGUGAUAUAAAUAGCACUACAAGUCGCUUUUUAAUAAUAGUUGUAUUUGUUUAGCUCUUACUGUGUGCCAAGCACCGUACUAAGCAUUGGGGUAGAUAGAAUAACAAUUAGAUUUCUCACACUCCAAGUAGGAGGGAGAACAGGUAUUGAACCCCAUUUUACAGAUGAGAAAACUGAGGCACAGAGAAGUUAACAUUCACUGAUAAUGCCUUCAGAUACUGAAUUGGGAAUGUUUCUGGUAAGUCCUUCCUUCUUUUAAUUGUCAGAAUACCUGGUUGAAGAUGCAACUACAAUUCCUUGAAAACUAUUCCCUUCUCAUGGUUUAUACCCAUUUGUCACUGACACCCAGCUCACCUGCAGUACUCAAAUUUCUGGUCAAAAAUGGGAUUGCCACACAUGGAAAAGUUGGAAAUGUUCUGGAGAAGUCCUUUGAUUUUUGUAGAAAAUUAUAUUCAUGGCAUAGAGCUAGAGUAAAACUGUUCUAAUUAAAUUUCACCUUGAGCCAAUUAAAUUUUGGUAGGCAGAUUCCAUCUUUCUAUAGCUCUAUAAUAUGCUAAUUUUAUAUCAAAGAAAUUAAAGAAAAUGUAUAAGAUUUAGACAAGGGUUUGUCAUUGUCCUUGGUUCUAAAUUGUAGGUUGACUUUCUCUUUUGGAAUUAUUGCAUACAGAAUUUUGAAGACCAAGGGUACUAUUGAGUGUAUCUUUGCUAGACAACAAAUUACGAAUUAUAAUAUUCAGUGCUGGCUUCCGACGUAUCAGUAAGUACAGAGGUAUCUGAAACACAACUGACUUUGGCAAAUUUUCAAGCUGUGUAAUAUUCAGAUGUCUUUUGUAUAUACUUAAAUCAUGUAGAAUGAUGUAAAAUCAGUUUGACCUUGUCUAGUCUUCAAACUUACAAUAAAACUUUUGAAAAUCUA
Molecule: messenger RNA, 4462 nt
Organism: Tachyglossus aculeatus (Australian echidna)
Lineage: Eukaryota; Metazoa; Chordata; Mammalia; Monotremata; Tachyglossidae
Gene: EDIL3
Product: EGF like repeats and discoidin domains 3
Exons: 12
Coding region: 160-1605 (481 amino acids)
Molecular function (GO): calcium ion binding
Source: RefSeq, a predicted model, not a curated record